AUGGGAGUGUCUAGGGGAGGAGCCUAUCUCCCUAUCGAGCUUUACCUGCUUUUCGCUGAAUAUCUUACGCCUGUUGACCUGCUGUCUCUCUUAUGUGCGGCUCCUGGGCUCGCACGGGUCCUAACUUUUCAGCAUACCACGCUUCAGGACGAAGGAGGGAGGACGAUCCUACAUCUACUCGCGAAGGAGGGGGAGGGCGAAUUGAUGAAGCUACUGCUCGCAAACGACGGUAUCAGGCCAGACCCGAAGGAUAAUUGUGGUCGGACACCGUUAUCCUAUGCGGCUGAAGGAUAUGAAGCAGUCGUCAGGCUACUGCUGGACAGACAAGAUGUCGAGGCGGACUCGAAGGAUAACGAUGGGUUGACUCCGAUAUUGCUGGACCGACAAGAUGUCGAGGCGGACUCGAAGAAUAACGAUGGGUUGACUCCGAUAUCCUGGGCGGCUGGAGGUGGACAUGAAGCGGUGGUCAGGCUACUUCUAGACCGACAAGAUGUUGAGGCGGACUCAAAGGAUAACUUGGGUCGGACACCGUUGUUAUAUGCGGCCUGGCGCGGACAUGAAGCAGUGGUCAGGCUACUGCUGGACCGACAAGAUGUCGAGGCGGACUCGAAGGCUAACUGGGGUCAGACACCGUUGUCCUUUGCGGCUGGAGGCGGACAUGAAGCGGUGGUCAGGCUGCUGCUGGACCGACAAGAUGUCGAGGCGGACUCGAAGGAUAACUUGGGUCGGACUCCGUUAUUAUAUGCAGCCUGGCGUGGGCAUAAAGCGGUGGUCAGGCUACUGCUGGACCGACAAGAUGUCAAGGCGGACUCGGAGGCUAACUGGGGUCGGACACCGUUAUCCUGUGCGGCUGAAGGUGGACACGAAGCGGUGGUCAGGCUACUGCUGGGCCGACAAGAUGUUGAGGCGGAUUCGAAGGAUAACUGUUGA
Messenger RNA from Aspergillus pseudoviridinutans, 930 nucleotides. RefSeq names its product ankyrin repeat domain-containing protein. NCBI's taxonomy places the organism in Eukaryota, Fungi, Ascomycota, Eurotiomycetes, Eurotiales, Aspergillaceae. Gene Ontology annotation, cellular component: cytoplasm; nucleus. The coding region runs from base 1 to 930 and encodes 309 amino acids. The record is from RefSeq and is a predicted model, not a curated record. Gene Ontology annotation, molecular function: protein binding. The transcript has 2 exons.